Molecule: messenger RNA, 660 nt
Organism: Neomonachus schauinslandi (Hawaiian monk seal)
Lineage: Eukaryota; Metazoa; Chordata; Mammalia; Carnivora; Phocidae
Product: cell division cycle-associated protein 3-like
Exons: 2
Coding region: 1-660 (219 amino acids)
Source: RefSeq, a predicted model, not a curated record
AUGGGCUCAGUCAAGAGCGCCCCAGUCACUCCGGUGUGGCCUCUGCCACACAACAAGCUUCUGGCCCGAGUGGCGGACCCCCGUUCACCUAGUGCCAGCAUCCUGCGCACUCCCAUCCAGGUGGAGAGCUCUCCACAGCCAAACCUACCAGCAGGGGAGCAGCUGGAGGGUCCCAAUCAGGCCCAAGACUCAGAUCCCCGCUCUCCUACCCUUGGCAUUGCGUGGACACCUAUGAUGACCAGCAGCGGAGAACCCCCAAGCCCACCGGUGAAACAGCUGAGGGCAACUUCAUCUUCUGAAUUGGACUUGCCUCUGGGCACCCAGCUUUCCCUUGAGGACCAGAUGCCACCCUGGAGCCAGACUGAGCUCCCCUCCAAGCAGGUGUUCCCCAAGGAGGAAGCAGGACAACCCUCAGAAACCCCCAUAGCCAGCCAGGGCUCGGACAAGCCCUUGAGAGACCCUGAGACUUCCCGAUCUUCAGGUUCUAAGCACAAUAUACAGAAAGCAAAUGGCAAGGUACUACUAGGGAGAUCUCCCCUCACAAUCCUACAGGAUGACAACUCCCCUGGAACCCUGACACCACGACAGGGUAAGCGGCCUUCUCCCCUGAGUGACCAUGCUAAGGAGCUAAAGGAAGGGGCCAUUCUGGGAACUGGAUGA